Molecule: messenger RNA, 5148 nt
Organism: Pecten maximus
Lineage: Eukaryota; Metazoa; Mollusca; Bivalvia; Pectinida; Pectinidae
Exons: 3
Coding region: 2757-4217 (486 amino acids)
Source: RefSeq, a predicted model, not a curated record
AAUACGGUUAAUUUCAUAUUUAAGGAUGUGAAAUGUGAAUACAACAAAAAGUAUUUUUUAUUAUGUGACGGAAUUCACCAACAUCAUUCAAAAUGGAUAACUCGGCUAGGAAGAAUUUAGCUAAGAAAUGCUCGACCUCCCCGCGACUGGAUCAACCAUAGUCUAUUGCCGCGUGUGAACAGCGGAACAUCAAACUCGUCAAACUCCCCGGACACUUCAAAUUAUUCCGAUUCCAUAUUUCAAAGGGAACUUCUUAUCACAUAUCACUGAUGUUCGAUUAAUCUCCAAAACAACCACUACAAAUAAAUCAGUUAAUGAAACACAGUUUCAAGGAGAAACGCUUUGCACUCAGCCUAUAAGCAAACAACGGAUUAGGAUUAAAUCCCAGACCUAUAUCUGAACGAUAAUUUCCAUUGUUUUCCCAUACCGAAACAGGAAUCGGGACCGAGUGAUUUGUAUUAGGAGGCGUGUCUUGACGACCAGUAUGUUUCUAUGACAACAGGAAAGUGUUGUAUCGAUAUUACAGUGCUUACCCAGUAAAGCGCCCGUCUACUCACGAGCAGUUCAUCUCGUAUCGGAAAUAAGCGAUACUAUAUGUUACAAAGAACUUGUAUGAGAAGACGUUUUAAGGUUGAUGAGACCAUCGUCUAGGAUGUGUAUUAAGCGUGUAAAGUAUACACGUGAUUUUCGUGUGUGAUGAUAAUUUAUAUAGACCAUGAGUCCAUCGGGAAGUACGAAUGUUCCAUGUCUAUAGAGAAAUCACUGCGGAAUUAAUCCGGAAUAUAAUUGGGUAAUGUUGACUGUUACCAAUUAGAUCGCUCAUCACUGAUCUCGUGUGGAAAUAUUGGGUCACGGUUGAUGGAGAGUUGACAGUAUACAUUAAAAUCCCGAGUUAGAUUUAUCCGGAUGAGCAGAUACUAGUGGCCAGUCAGUUCGAAGCAAGGGAAUUACACUUAAUGGAAGAAUACAAAUAUUAGCAAAAGCUACAUAUCAGUCAUCACGUUUUCUUCGUGUCGUCGUUGAACUGCGAGAUUGUUAUUCACAGGGAAACUGUUAAGUCAGCAUACUGUAAUUUCGGUUCAGUUUUUAAAAUGAUAUUUGCUCUACAUGUAUAUUACAUGAGACAUCACGAGAAUAAUGGAAAUGAAGAAAGCCCAUUACCUCUUUAUUUCAACUGAGAACUAGACGUAUGCUGCAAGCAAGGAUCAAAUAUGAAACAUCUGAGAGAGCGCGCACGUGUUAAGCGCACGUGAAAUUGUUCCAGAUAACGAACGUCCCACGAGACUUGCGCGCGAGUAUUAACGUGCUGUGUACAUUCAAUACUGCGAUAGAAAAUCAACACUACAUAUCCUCGUGUAUUCCAAAGCUGUCCAUUACCAGCUUCGGAUAAAACGCAAUUUUCAUAAAUAUUUGACAAGGCAUGUUGGGUAGGGUGACUGUUAAGUACAGUGUUUGAAGGCUGUCCCCCACGCCUCCUGGAUCACGUGACUUUUUCGGUCCCACGUCGCGAGGUGGCGCUGUGUUCUAUGUUUACGUGCACGUCUCGCCAUCUAGGUUCCAGAUUGUGUGAAUGACUCGGCAGUGAGGAAACAAACGUGAAAUACCGACAACAAUCGAUCGGCGAUCCCUGUGCACCUUCACAGCAGCAAACUGCAUUUUUAAUGGUAUUUGUUAAAGAAUGACAGAUGACAGUGUUCAUGUAAUGUCAGGGGCGUGUCGUUCACACUAAGGGUGUGGCUAAUACAAGAAGAAGGGGCGUGGUCAAUUAAUUAGGGACGUGAUUGAACUCUCAAUAGGGCGUGACUUCGAAAGUGCGAGUCAUAUUUACUGACACGGCAUUUUGGUGGAAUCAUUAAAAAUUAACUAAGGGCGGGGAUUGUGUGUGUUAAAAUUGUCAACUUAAACAAUAACUGUUUUAUGCAGCACAGAGAUAAUUAUUUUUUCUAGAAAUUGUGACCAAUUAACAUUUAUUUGUAUCCGUAUUCAUGGUUAGGAUUAACGCAAGUGUACGAGUGCGUGGGAAACAAACUGGAAUGUAGAAACCUUUAUAUAAACUGUGCGUGUUUAAUCAUUAAAGUGAUCCCAGUUUUGUGGGGGCGAGGACAUCCGCGUGAAGACCACCGACAAUAGCUGAAAUUGCCUAUAAGGUCCGGGCUAGUGUUCAAUGUACUUAUAUUUUGGGGAGAUAUUGAGGAAAGCGUUAGUGUAAACACUGGUUCGUUAUAGCCAGCCGUUUCGGUUUGUGAGCCACUCUUCCAAGCUUAAACUGAUCAAUAUUUGCCAAAAACAGCUCCCUUGGCGCUUAAGUGAUGACAGACAACCAAGAGUAAUCUAUAUGUUCCAAAUCUAAAUGAUUGGGUCAUUACAUGCCCGAACCCAGGGGAUUGUAGCAGCGGGCACGUGUGACGGUAGGAGAAUUAAGGUUGUGGCGUAUAUAUUGGUAAACACUCUCUCUUGUAGGCUACGACAAAAUCUGCCCGUGCUUUCAUUUGAUUAGGAGAAAUCCUAUAUGUGUUAUCAUUCCCGGUGACCAAACUGUGCAGUGUAUUUCUACAAAACCGGAAGUGAUAUAUGAUUCCAUCAAACGAUCCGUGUUAUCAACAAAGAAUUGUCUGUUUGGUACCAGGACUCACUUCUUCGUGAAAUUAUACAUAUUUUUCAUUGAAGCGAAUUUAAAACCUUACUUCAUGUGGAUUUACAAUCUAGAAAAUAUAAGCUUUUGUCACAUAUCAAUUUGUUAGCGACUUUCAUGCAAAAUGUUGUGUUCCUGUGGUGAACAGUCACGUGACUCAGGACCAAUCGUUGACCUUGAGAAAACUAUUCAGGACUAUGCAUGGCGGGAAUUGAAGCGUGAUGCUCGGUGGUAUCAGGGACCUUUACUGCGCAGGUCGUGUUAUGAUAUCGAGGUUCCGUGGAAUUUUUACGAGUUUGAACAUCAGACGGUGAGAUUUGCUCCGAGACACAACCGUCACACCGUGGGAGACGGUUUUCGGGAACGCAAACACGUUGAGUUGUUUUCUACGGACUACAAAAAUAAUACUGGGAAAGAUCAAAUAUAUAAUUUAAAAACACAACGACAAACAAAAGCACUUACUAAUGUGACUUUCCAGCGAGGGUUUAAUAUUAAAGGCAAAGCUAAUUUUAAACUGAAAAUUCCAGAACGAUACGGACAUUGUGGCGUGACCGCUAGCGCUGAUGGGCAUCUCAGAGUAACCAAGUGUCGAGGGGAAACCCUGGACGAAAUGUUCACGUGGCAAGUCGACAGUGACAUCACAGUUGACCCCUAUCACGUGACAAAGGUCACGCUAGUUGUAACUGAAGACGAGUUUAUUGCAGAUUUUGAAGUGCGAACAACGAUGAAGAUGACCACUGGUGAAGCCCCUAUCAUCUUGAAACGCAAACGGGACAAUCAUAUACACGCUGUAUUACUUAUCUCAGACCUAGGUGAGAUUUUUGGUGAUUUAGGCUGUCCUGUCAUAAAUGUUUUGAAGGGAGAUGAAGGCGACAAGCAGAGUUGCGCCAUUGAAAUUAUAACUACUGGAGUAUUAGAAAGUCUUCGAUGGAGAGAUCAGCGGAUCAGUAUUGAGUCCCGCCCGAUCGGACCUUCGGAAACUGAACCUAACGACAACCAUUACGACGUACCAAUGUACUCCAAAGAUAUAUAUUCGCGCGUCAUCAAGCACGCGACGCAAGAUGAUGACCUUCCGGUUCUUGAUCGUGACAAGAUCAACGAUAGUUCUGUAGGAGUUAAAACGGAAACCAGGGACCUGCGGUUCAAGAUCAUUCCAAAGAUUGUUACUGAGAGCCCGGAUGAAGUUUUCACAAAAGAAAGCGAGUCAGCUAGAUCGGAAUCCCUCACAAGCCCGGUUUAUCCAACUGUGCGCAUCGCCGACAAAGCAGAACCCGGCGAUCACGCGGACAGGGCCAACAAGGUGGACCAUCCUUCGAGUAGAGAGAGGGGGCUUGAGAGGUCGGAGAAAGUUAUGGAGAGAGACAGCGGUAGGGACUUCGAAUACGUUAGAAGGCCGUUUGAAAUCCCUCCGCCAAAACGACCGGAUCCGCUUCCGCCUUACAAGCUGACGUUUGAGAAGCCGCUGAAGGUAAUCAGAGAACUAAGUCUCGAGGACAAGAAAUCGCAGGCUGACGACGAUUCAGAUAAACUAGGAACGCCAGAUUCUUCCGACUCCCAGAAGUUCUCUAAGGUAACAAGUGUUUGAUGAAAUUUGCUACUACAAUUUAGCUAGCUAGCGUAUGACGGAGGUUACACGGCAUUGUGUGCUUGUAAAAGGGAGAUAACUCCAUCUAACUAUCUUUUGAAAUUUUACAGGAGAUGCAACAACCGUGUCUUCGCGCAUGGGACGUGAGUGUCUAGUCGGAAACGCGCGCAUACGCACGUGUUUCGUCCGAUCCCUACAGGGCCAGUAAAGAACUAUUGCAUUCGUCUUCCACGUACGUGAGAUUGAACGAGUGGGACUUUUUUGUGACAGAGGUCAGGACAGGGAGAGUGACUGAUGGCUAGGGAAUGAAUUUAGGGCACAAUUUAUCACAGAACGGCAGGAGUGACACAAGAGUAUGAAAACACUUAGAAUAGUUUUUGUUCUUAUUUCUAAGAAGUGCAUGAUUUGGGAUUACAUAUUUACCUACACUGUAAAUUAAACUGAUUUUUCACUCGGAGAAAAAAUACAAUAUAAUAUUAUUCAAUAAACAACUGUUGAUCGUUUUGCACAAAUUGUAUAAACAAUUAACGUGAUUAUGUGUAUUUGCCGCGCGUUCCCACAGCGGAACUUUAGUAUGUUUUACGGUAUGAGACAGGGACACCAUCUUUUAUAACUGUUAUUCAAAACACAACGUAAAUCUAUAAUAUUUAAUAUACCUCACGUAUUCAACUCACUGCUAUGUAUCACUAGUAUAGCCAUUUCCGCUUCCUGUUGGGUUGAUCCGGGUAUUCAACCCGGCGUUGUAUUCGACCUUGAAGUCAUCCUCUCUAUCUCACCCUGCAUAUGUGUACGGCUAAGCUACACCAAAUUAAUUCUUUUUUUCUUCUCUGCACAUUCUUCGGAGCAUGUUUUACCGAAAUUCCACUACCCAUUAGCUAAACACGGUAAAAAUUGGUAAAAAUAAAAGUAAAAUAAAAAAAAUAAAAAAAUA